Messenger RNA from Uranotaenia lowii, 2228 nucleotides. RefSeq lists its product as uncharacterized. The transcript has 8 exons. The record is from RefSeq and is a predicted model, not a curated record. The coding region runs from base 260 to 1651 and encodes 463 amino acids. NCBI's taxonomy places the organism in Eukaryota, Metazoa, Arthropoda, Insecta, Diptera, Culicidae.
UUUCAAGUUCAUUCUGCGUUUGGAUCUCGCGCGCAACGGUCUCGAAAAUCGGAUCGCAAGUUCGAAACCAUUUUCUUAAGCCGUGAAAAUAGAAAUCAUUUUCUUAGGUGUGAAAUCGUUAAGUUUGCGUCAUUGAGCAAUUUUUGAAGGUGGAGAAAAUAACAAACAACAAUAAAAUUAACUGUUUGGCGGUUUGAGCACAGCCGUUACCCGGGGAGUAGUGUUCUGCUAACGGAAGUGUUUGUUUGACCUGUGAUCAAUGAUACGGAAACCCAAAAGGGAGAAAAUGCUUAGCCGGAUCGAUCGAGCUCGAAGAGGCAGCUGCCGGGUGAUAGCAGUCGUGUUUGUUGCGCUUCUUCCCCUGGUGCGAUCGCAGGAUUACGACGUGACUGACAUCCAGUGCUCGUUCGCAUCGCAGGGCUCGAACCUUGGCGACAUCAUAACGGCCAAGCUGAAGAAACCGAUCGGCUUCAAGGGGGCGCCACUGUUCGCGGAUGACCGCGCUGUCAACCCGGAGACCGAUUUCGCAUGCUCCAUCAAGCAGGACCGGAAAGACCAGGGCGAACUGAGCUACGACCUCAAGAUCACUGACUUCUCACGCUGCGGAGUGCUGAAGAGGAAUGGAUUCGUCCAUGUCCGCAUUUGGUUCCCACAGUUUCCGGCCGUUGUGAUGCAGUCCGAUCAAGAAUUGAUCAUCAUGUGUAAGCCACCGGAGCCAACUGUCAUCCAAAACAAGGCCGCCGGUUUCGCAGGAAGUUUCCCUCAUGGCGCCAGAGUUUCCGGUGUGGUCGAAGAAACGCCAGGUCGAUUGGAGUACGAGGUGGCACUCUACAAGGAAGCACCUCCGAUAGCUCGUAUUGCGGGACUGAAGAACACCUCGGCCAACUCUUUGCCAGCCGUGACAAAUAACGAAGUUCCGGUAGAUCAGGCCGUUCCAAUUGGGACCAAACUUCAGCUACGAGCCCGCAUCAGUGCCCAAAGCGUGUGGAAGUAUGUUAAACUGUUGGAAGUGACGGUUUCGCCCGACCCAGAUGAUCCCCAUGCCCCAGGAUCAGUAUCUCUGGUGCGGGAAGGAUGUCGCAAUCGGGACUUUGCUUUGAUCAUCCCACAUCAACCUGCUCGUUACCGGGACAAACCUAAUGAGGUGUUUCUGGAUUUUGAAGCUUUUCUGCUGAGUUCGAUGAAGGAGAGAAGUACCCUGUGGAUCCAUUCACAGAUCAAGGCUUGUAUGGAUGCUAUGGACUGUCAACCUGAUUUCUGUUUGGAUCUUUACGAACCAACUAAACGGAAGGGACUCGGUAGAAGACGACGAUCGGCUGGGGACGUAACCUAUAGUAAUCUGCUGUCGAUGAUCGGUCACGAUAGGUUGCGGAGAACGGCAAAUACGCAAAACACAACCGAGUUCACCAAAUUCAACGAAAAUAUUGAGUACACUGUGGUAAUGCCGGGCCAAUACGAUGGACUUCGUUAUCAAGAAGUUCCCGAUCAAUGUCGGAAUUUCGUGAUCAUAUCGGGACUUUUAGCUGGUUUGUUGGCGUUGUCUACCCUGAUUACCUGUGGGCUGGCCUCACGGAUGCAGAGUAGCGGGAAGAAAUCGUCCCUCGACGAUUUAAAUAUCAAGGGAUAUUCGGGUCGAGCGAUGGUACAAUGAGGCUGAAUAUGUGUUCUCUACACAACUAAAGAACUAUAAUUUUCGCACCUGGCUCCCAACGUUUAGCGUUGAAGUUUUAAAAUGAUCAAAGAAUAGCAAAAUGUAGAAACCGAUUCAAGUAUUGCGGUUUUAGCAACAUAGAGCAUACACACACCGUAUUGUAAAUUAAGGAAGCUAGACAAAACAAAUAGUUAGUGAGUAAGUUAGAAGGUACCUUUAGCUGAAUGACCUCUACUAGACAAAACAAGUUUAGGAGUUUCUUCACUGGCACAGAAAGAUCCUAAGCAUAAAUAACCAAAUCUGUCGUUGAGGCAGGAAAAAAAAAUAAAAAAAAACUGUUAGAGCCAUUCACUCUAGCAUUACAAUUUAGACUGCAUUUCCAACUAGGAUAUAAUUAUGAGUAACUUAUUUAUGGAGAGCAUUUAAUAUAAUACGAAAUUUAUUUAUUGAAAAAAAAGUUCUCCUAUGAGAUCAUGUUUUAACAUCUGCAAUGUUUAGGUUAUUAAGUUUGCAAUUUCUACGAAAGUUCAGCCCAACUGUACAGUGAUUUUACUGAAUAAAUAGUCUUAAAUAUAUA